GUUUGAUUCAUUUUUUUCUUCUAAUUAUUAUGGAAGGCUUCGUUAGAUACUUUUUCGUAUUCAUUACCUGUUCAUCCCUGUCAUUAGCUCGUAGGGAGUGCAUGCGAAUAGACAUGCUUAGCGUUCGACAUGGACAAACCGGCGGAUAUACCACUAUAUUUUCUACUUUUCUGAACGACACUUUUGUUGAUAUUAGAGCUGAUGUUCUACGAACUGUGGAGAAUCCAACAUGGGGCAUUGAGGUAACAAGAUGGGGUCCUGCACAAAGGUCAACAAACUUUUUCAACACAUCAAUUCUACUUUGCGAAAUGGAGCGGAUGUCUAGAAGAAAUUUAUUUCUACAAGUAUUUCGCGAGGUUGUCAAGGAUAUGACUAACUUCACGUUGAAAUGUCCUUUGGUGGCCGGACGCUAA
Hermetia illucens (black soldier fly) is the source of this 413-nucleotide messenger RNA. RefSeq lists its product as uncharacterized. NCBI's taxonomy places the organism in Eukaryota, Metazoa, Arthropoda, Insecta, Diptera, Stratiomyidae. The record is from RefSeq and is a predicted model, not a curated record. The transcript has 3 exons. The coding region runs from base 30 to 413 and encodes 127 amino acids.